Molecule: messenger RNA, 2331 nt
Organism: Sordaria macrospora k-hell
Lineage: Eukaryota; Fungi; Ascomycota; Sordariomycetes; Sordariales; Sordariaceae
Source: RefSeq, a predicted model, not a curated record
AUGUGCCAUAAACUGCAGCAGCUGCACUCAGUAUGCGGCCAUGUCACGAAGCGAGAACUCCCCUGCGAUAUCGCCGCUUACACUCCUAAGAGGUACAAGAACAGACUGCGGUGGAGUCUCCCCGUUCAGGCGGGCAGAGUGCCGGCGGAUUAUGUGUUCCGCCAUCGCGAUUCGAAGGACGACCGAGCGGCAGGAUCUGGGCUUCCAAGACAAGAGUUGGCCGUGCUUCAACAAGUUAUGAAGAUUGCUGGCAUAGACAUGGGCAGCAGUGGUGCUGCCUCCAGACUAGGGAAUGCUAAAGAGAUGAGGCGGAAAACGCUGGAGUGGGCGGAGGAAGGGGACAGCGCGAGACGGAGGAACGAGAUGGAGCAGGAAGUCGAGGCAAGGAAGAGGACAGAGGAGGAGAAACAGCGGCAGAAGGGAAGACUCGAACAGGAGAGAAUCCGACAAGAGAGGCGGCAACAAGGGAGAGUCCAGCAGCAGAUGCAGGAGAGGCUCGAGAAACAAAGACUCAAAGAGCAAAAGGUUGAGAGCCAAAGAAAAAGACUUGAGGAGCAAAGAUUCGACGAGGAAGAAUUUGAGGAGAGGAGAGCCAGGAAGGAGAGAAGGCUCAAAGUCAAGAGGUGGCUUGAGCAACAGAGAAGCCUCGAGGAGAAUAACGCCUUCAAAAAGAACAUCAUCAAGGAGGAGACAAGGGAGAAGAUACGGAAGAGCGGUAAGAACAAAAAGAACACCACCGUCGAGAUCAAAGGCAUAGAAGGCAAGACGCUGAUCAAAUGCGAACAUGGGAAAAGCAAGAUGGGUGUGAAAGUUAGCAUAACCCCUCGCAGCACACAACACCACGGUUCUCACUCGAGCGCCAGACAUCGUCGCGAGGAAGACUCUGGUGAUGUGGACUCCCUGGAGGGCAAGCCAGAUGUAUAUAGAUCACGCGCCUUUUCGGACCUCCCAGUCCACCCACCGGCUUCCACGCCCAUUUCGAAGAAGAGAAAGACUGAGAAGCAAGAGGCGGGGAAGGUCGAAGAAAAAGAGCCUGAAGAAAAGUCAACAUUUCAACGCAGAUACCAACAACCACACAUCCAAGACAUUAGUUUCCCCGAUUUCUCUGAACCUGCUAUCCGACAGCAGUCCAACCCUGUCGCACACAGAUAUCCCAAGCUCUUAUCAAGCAAGCUUGGCCCAAAUCUUGAGAUACCACCGUCCGGAUCCGAAGCCAAGGCGCCCACACCACUCGGUACAUCCGCUGACGUGACCUCGAAGCGCAGCUUGGGGCGCCCAGAAGAUUCGACAAGAGAAGCGAAUGUCGUUUACCAGUCGGACACUGACAAGAAAGCACCAACCACAGACACCAAGAGGCAAGAAACGCCUUCAAAGCCCAAUCACAACCAAGAUCUAGUACAGGUCCAAAACAACAACCAGAACAUCAGCACUGUUCAAGCUAAAAGAAACAGCACACAGAAGCUGUCGGCUCCCAAGCCUUUGAAGGAGGUCUUCCCAACUCAGCCACCUACGGCCCCUCCCGUCCAUCCAACCGUCGUGAAGAAUGGCAAUAGUGCUAGUACACCAGAUCACAGCAUCAAGGCGCCACUCCCGGAUCCCCAUCCGAGAAAUAAUAUCCCAAAGGCGACAAAUCCCGAGCGCAACCCUGCUCCUCAACAGACUUCCCAUUUGCCUCGAUCCCCUCAGGCAUUGAGGUUGAACCCCUCUCCGUUCGUUCCCAAUGCGGCCAAACAUAGCGAAACGUUGGUAGGAAGGCCCUUUCUGUCGAUUCCCAGCUUGCCGGUCCAGGCACCGAGACCAAAGCCCUUUCAGCCAACACCGGAUCCGCCCGGAAGUGACAAGAAGCCGACACAAGGCCCCUCUCGACAAGACUCCAGCUUGCUGAUUCAGGUGCGGAGAUUGAAACCCACUCGAUCGAUCCUCAGUCUGUCCGGUGAUAAGGCUCGGGACAGCAACCGCCCCCAAAGACGCAAGAGCGUAACCUGGGCGGAGUCCCCGGUAUUAAACAUCAUCAAAUGGAUCGAGCCGAGAGAGGACUUGAGGAAGGCUGAAGAGCAGGCCAAGAGAGUGUACAGGUCCCCGUUCAUAUCUGAAGAUGAUACUUCAGAGAGCGGCGUGGGCUGUACCCGUUCCCAAGGGACUAAAGAGGAGCCAUCCAAACCAGUCCCGGAAACGUCAAGCCUCCAAGUACCUCAGUGUCCGCCAACUUCACCGGUACAGACGCCGGCUUGCUUGGAAAAGCCCGGUUCUGGUUCGACCAUUGUUGAGUCCAGCUCGUCAAUCUCUAGCAACAAACCCGAGCACUCCUGCAGCAGCAACUCGGACAUAUGA